Molecule: messenger RNA, 351 nt
Organism: Prorocentrum cordatum
Lineage: Eukaryota; Dinophyceae; Prorocentrales; Prorocentraceae
Source: the annotation of a GenBank genome assembly
AUGCUCCCCGCGCUCGAGAACUCGAAUCUGCUGCUCACGAUCCAGAGCGGCGUCGUGGUGCUCGUCGCGGUCGCGGUCGCGGUCGACGUGCGGGUCCAGGACGUCGUCGGUGCAGGCGGCGGUGCCAGCGUGGGUGCUGGAGUGAUUGCCGGCGUGGGUGCCGGCACGUCUCCUCAAGGCGCACCCUGUGCAAUCCCACGAGUAGGCGUCUUCAAGGGAUUGACAGGGAAGGCUGUACAAGUCCCACGCAGCAUCACAGUCCGCUGCUCCAUUGGCUGUGUAAUCUUCGACGCAGACGGGUGGUGGUGGUGUCGGUGGAGCUGGCUUCUCGAAUAUACAACUGGAGGAUGA